GGACGAUGUCAGGGACUAUGUUUGCCUACAAACGUGGGCCAUAUGAUGAUGCGCGUGCAGAGUCCGUGUGUAUGCUUAAUCCCAUUUCCUUAUCCGGGGUUCAUCCUGGAGGCACACCAUUGGCCGGCCACUCUCACGUGGCUUUUUAACUUUGUUCACUUGACAGAAAAGUAGGAGGGUUCAACGGAACAUGAAUAACCGAAGAGUAAAGGGAUGAGAUAUAAAUUGUAGUUAUAUAUUUUCCGAGUAGGUGCAAUUCCACAAAAAUACUGACAUUAAUGGCCAUGAGCUCCUAUUUGAUCAACUCCAACUAUGUGGACCCGAAGUUCCCCCCGUGCGAGGAGUAUUCACAGAGCGACUAUCUGCCCAGCCACUCUCCGGACUACUACAGCUCCCAGAGGCAGGAGGCUGCCGCCGCCUUCCAGCCGGACUCCCUCUACCACCACCAGCCCCACCAGCACCACCCCCAGCAGCGCGGGGAGCCGCCGUACACGCCGUGCCAGCGUCCGGGGCAGCCGGCUUCGGUGGUGAUGUCCCCGCGGGGUCACGUCCUCCCCGCGGCCGGGCUACACGCGUCCGCCGCCGUGGCGGAGCUGAGCCGCCGCUGCGACUCGGUGACGCCCAGCCCGCCGCCGCCCGCCGCCACUCUCGGCCAAACGCCCCACAGCCACGACACGUCGUCCCCGACGAGCGCCAAGGACCCCGUCGUCUAUCCGUGGAUGAAAAAAGUCCAUGUAAACAUCGUAAACUCGAACUUCACAGGCGGUGAGCCGAAGCGCUCGCGGACGGCCUACACGCGCCAGCAGGUCCUGGAGCUCGAGAAGGAGUUCCACUACAACCGGUACCUGACGCGCAGGCGCAGGGUGGAGAUCGCCCACACGCUUUGCCUGUCGGAGCGGCAGAUCAAGAUCUGGUUCCAGAACCGCCGGAUGAAAUGGAAGAAGGAUCACAAGCUUCCCAACACCAAGGUCCGCUCCGGAACCAACAGCAACAAUACAAACGCCCAGGCUUUGACCGGGCCGCAGAACCGCGUCGGGCCCCUAUAGCCCGGUUCGCCCUCUCCACGUUCCCCAAAAUGAACGCCGAAGAGGCACCGGAGCCCGCACUUUGGAACAGAAUAGCGCCUGUGCUCUGGAAGGAUGGAGGGGGAGGAAGGGGGGGUCUUACUGCCGCUUGUUCGACCUUGAUUUUUGGUAAAGUAACACGCUUAACAUUUGACGGUAUGAGGUGGGGGGGGG
Pungitius pungitius (ninespine stickleback) is the source of this 1238-nucleotide messenger RNA. RefSeq names its product homeobox B4a (gene hoxb4a). Gene Ontology annotation, molecular function: RNA polymerase II cis-regulatory region sequence-specific DNA binding; DNA-binding transcription factor activity, RNA polymerase II-specific. Gene Ontology annotation, cellular component: nucleus; nucleoplasm. The record is from RefSeq and is a predicted model, not a curated record. The transcript is spliced from 2 exons. Bases 279 to 1046 code for a protein of 255 amino acids. Gene Ontology annotation, biological process: positive regulation of transcription by RNA polymerase II; anterior/posterior pattern specification; embryonic skeletal system morphogenesis. NCBI's taxonomy places the organism in Eukaryota, Metazoa, Chordata, Actinopteri, Perciformes, Gasterosteidae.